Molecule: messenger RNA, 1671 nt
Organism: Brachypodium distachyon (stiff brome)
Lineage: Eukaryota; Viridiplantae; Streptophyta; Magnoliopsida; Poales; Poaceae
Product: adenine nucleotide transporter BT1, chloroplastic/mitochondrial
Exons: 3
Coding region: 1-1257 (418 amino acids)
Biological process (GO): transmembrane transport
Source: RefSeq, a predicted model, not a curated record
AUGGCGGCAACGAUGGUGGCGAUGACGGCUAAGAGCAAGAGCUGUGUGCCGGCCUCGGAGAAGAAAAAUGGGUGGUCUAUCCCACCACUUCCGGAGCUCCGGUUCCCUUGGGAUUUGCACGAAGAGAAAAGCUUCUCGUUAAGCUUGCAUGACUCUGCCUCCCCUCAUGGUGGGCUGUUUGCUAGUGUUGGUCUUAAAGUGUCGGCUGCUGCUCCGGCAGUGUCAACCAGUCCGGUGGAGCAGGAAAUGAAGAUUCCUUUUGCUGAUCACUGCAUAAAGUAUGUCUCCUCAGCGGUCGGGUUUCCGGUUGUUGGGACACUGGCUCAGCCUGUUGAGGAGGAGGUGGAUGGAAAGGCCAGAAAGAAGGCCAAGAAGCGCGGAUUAAAGCUGAAAAUUAAGAUUGGGAACCCACAUUUGCGGCGGCUGGUUAGUGGAGCUAUUGCAGGGGCUGUCUCGAGGACCUGUGUGGCGCCACUUGAGACAAUUAGGACUCACCUGAUGGUUGGAAGCAAUGGGGACUCGAUGACGGAAGUCUUCCAGUCAAUUAUGAAGGCAGAGGGGUGGACAGGGCUGUUUCGUGGAAAUUUUGUAAACGUUAUCCGUGUUGCUCCAAGCAAGGCGAUUGAGCUAUUUGCUUUUGAUACAGCCAAGAAAUUCUUGACUCCAAAGGCUGACGAGUCCCCCAAGACUCCCUUCCCUCCAUCACUUGUGGCUGGAGCACUUGCAGGAGUCAGCUCAACAUUGUGCACAUAUCCUUUGGAAUUGAUCAAGACCCGUUUGACCAUAGAGAAAGAUGUCUAUGACAACUUCCUCCAUUGUUUCAUCAAGAUUGUACGAGAGGAAGGCCCCUCAGAGCUUUACCGUGGUCUGACACCAAGUCUGAUAGGAGUGGUGCCAUAUGCCGCGACCAAUUACUAUGCCUACGACACCCUAAGGAAGCUCUACAAAAAGACAUUCAAGCAGGAGGAAAUCAGUAACAUUGCAACUCUCUUGAUCGGUUCGGCUGCGGGUGCCAUCUCGAGCACCGCCACCUUCCCCCUUGAGGUAGCUCGCAAGCAAAUGCAAGCUGGAGCAGUUGGCGGGAGGCAGGUCUACAAGAACGUAUUCCAUGCUCUUUACUGCAUAAUGGAGAAGGACGGGAUUGGCGGUCUUUACAAGGGGCUUGGACCAAGCUGCAUCAAGCUGAUGCCUGCGGCGGGGAUCUCAUUCAUGUGCUAUGAGGCCUGCAAGAAGAUACUGGUUGAAGCUGAGGAGUAGAGUGAAGCAUGUGCCCUUGUAGAAGAGGCAGGAGGAUCAAGUCGUAUCUUUCAAGAAAAGAAAACUGGAUGAUCAACUCGUCAGAAAUUUAGGUCCCAGGAUUUUGAUAUAUCUGUUAGAUGAAGUUUUGGCUUCGAGUAGUUUGUGUGUUCCGAGUUGAAAUCUAUAAACAGCAUUCUGGCUAGCGGAAGCAGUUUUGUCAUGCCACUUUGCUUCUCUGCUAACCUUUCUCCCUGUUGCUACCAGAUCUUGCAAUCUCAACAUGGUGCAUGGUCGAAUCUUUUUUUUUGUGUGUGGAUUAUCCAGGAUAUCCUGCCAAUUGCUGUUUGAUGAUUUACCUGUGACGAUUUCCGAUGAUGUAAUCAUGUGGACCUGGAUUUUCGAGGUUCUCAAAUCAUGGUAUUCGGGUUAUGA